Apaloderma vittatum (bar-tailed trogon) is the source of this 725-nucleotide messenger RNA. It is a transcript of the gene RAB23, whose product is annotated as RAB23, member RAS oncogene family. Gene Ontology annotation, molecular function: GTP binding; GTPase activity. The record is from RefSeq and is a predicted model, not a curated record. The transcript has 4 exons. NCBI's taxonomy places the organism in Eukaryota, Metazoa, Chordata, Aves, Trogoniformes, Trogonidae. Gene Ontology annotation, cellular component: trans-Golgi network transport vesicle; dendritic spine; endosome. Gene Ontology annotation, biological process: protein secretion; Golgi vesicle fusion to target membrane; regulation of exocytosis. The annotation marks the transcript as partial.
GAGCUCAGGCUUGUGUUCUUGUGUUUUCGACAACUGACAGAGAGUCCUUCAAAGCAAUCCCUACCUGGAAGGAAAAGGUUGUGACCGAAGUUGGAGACAUUCCCACAGUUCUUGUGCAGAAUAAGAUUGAUCUUCUGGAUGACUCUUGCAUAAAGAACGAAGAGGCAGAAGCACUGGCAAAAAAGCUGAAAUUAAGGUUCUACCGAGCAUCUGUGAAGGAAGACCUAAAUGUAACUGAAGUUUUUAAGUAUUUGGCUGAUAAAUAUCUUCAAAGGCUCAAGCAACAAACAGCUGAAGAUCCAGAACUAGUGCACACAAGCAGUAACAAGAUUGGUGUUUUUAAUACAGCUGGCGGAAGUCACUCCAACCAAAACUCUAGCGCUCUGAAUGGUGGAGAUGUCAUCAACCUUAGACCAAACAAACAGAGGACCAAGAAAAACAGAAAUCUUUUUAGCAGCUGCAGCAUACCUUAGACUGCAUUUGGAGUCAGAAAAAAACCCCAGCAACCCAGUGAGUUGGAUGAAGUCGUGCAACUGAAUACAGAAUAAAGCCAGCUGUAGAGAGGUAUUUUUACCAGCGCUUUAGCAAAUCUCGUGCCUAUGGGAUGCUUGACCGAGGGUGGAUUUAUGUAAAACUUGCCGCUGCAGCGGGUUUUGGUGUGCGGGGUGAGACACCUGGUGGCAAAACACAGAACCGUGGCUGCCCCGUGCGCCUUGUAAAAAUUA